AAGAAGAUCGUCCGCAGCGCCAUGAGCGGUGACAGUGGGAAUCGAGGCAGUGACAUGUGUCAGAAAAAAGUGGAUAAAUCUGCAUAGUCGCAAUUCACUUUAUUGCGAUUCACCAGUGCUUUAUCAGGCAAAUUAUUGUGCGAAAAUUGCCACGGGCGAGCCAGCUGAUACGUCCAAAUUCACUCCCUGACGCAAUCGGAAUUGAUAAUUCGAUUCGUGGAUGGAAAAUUAAUUCGGCGUGGAAUUAAAUAACAAUAGAGGCUGCCAGAGAAGUGACGUGUUUGGACACUGUUUUUGGUUGCUCGCGGACACUUUCGAGCUUCACAUUCAGGCGUUCAGGGAAGAGUUUCACACCCCGAAUCCAGGCCAGAGACCAGAGGGACAAUGCGGAGCGUGCGGACAAGCCUCACUCUCGGGAGGCUCGCCGUCAACAGCCAGAACAUCAAGGGACGAACAAGUUUGCUGUGCUUGGGAGCGGUUAACACAACAUCCAGUCAUCUGUCGAUAGAGCACCGGGGAUUUCACCUGUGCGCUCCCACAUGCAAGGCUGCCAAGGAUGGCGGAAGUGGUCCAACACCGCCCUCUGGCGGCGGCGGCGGCAGCAGCACUACAGGCAGCGGAGGCGGCAAGGAGCCGCCGUCAAAGAAGAACGUGCUGUCGUGUCCCAAGUGUGGCGAUCCCUGCUCACACGUUGAGACUUUCGUCACGUCGACGCGCUUUGUCAAGUGCGAGAAUUGUCACCACUUCUUCGUGGUGCUGUCGGAAGUGGAUUCGAAGAAGACGGUGAAGGAGGAGGUGAAGAAUCAUCGCCGCCCGCCGCCGCCGCCUAAGAAGAUCAUGGAGUACCUCGAUCGUCACGUGGUGGGUCAGGAUCUGGCCAAAAAGGUGCUCUCUGUGGCUGUGUACAAUCAUUACAAGCGCAUCUACCACAACAUCCCGUCGUCUGUGAACAACACCGCGGCGCAGAGUGAGACUCUGGCGCGCAACGAUCUCCUGCACAUCUCUGGGAUCGGGCACACAAUGAUGAGCAGCUCGCCGUCGGAGAUGCCGAGGGCGGCGCCGGCGCAGCAGGGCCCGGCGGUGGACCACGCCUCGGGAUCAGUGCUGCUGGACAAGCAGACGUACGAGCUGAAGCUGGAGAAGAGCAACAUCCUAAUGCUGGGGCCCACGGGUUCGGGCAAGACGCUGCUGGCGCAGACGAUCGCCAAGUGUCUGGACGUGCCCUUUGCCAUUUGUGACUGCACCACGCUGACGCAGGCUGGCUAUGUGGGUGAGGACAUCGAGAGUGUGAUCGCCAAGUUGCUCCAGGACGCCAACUACAGUGUGGAGCGCGCGCAGAUGGGCAUAGUCUUCCUCGACGAGGUGGACAAGAUAGGCGCCGUGCCGGGCAUCCAUCAGCUGCGCGAUGUGGGCGGCGAGGGGGUGCAGCAGGGCAUGCUGAAGAUGCUAGAGGGCACGAUCGUCAAUGUGCCGGAGCGCAACUCACCGCGGAAGCUGCGUGGGGAGACAGUGCAGGUGGACACGACCAACAUACUGUUCGUGGCCUCGGGCGCCUACACAGGACUCGAUCGUCUGAUCGCCAGACGCCUCAACGAGAAGUACCUGGGCUUCGGGAUGCCGGCGUCGUCGUCUGAGGGUCGCCGUGCCGCUCAGGCUGUCGCGUCGCCGAUGGACGACGACCAGGCGGAACGCGAUGCGUGCUUGAGGAAGGUGCAGGCGAAAGAUCUAGUGGAAUUCGGCAUGAUUCCGGAAUUCGUCGGACGCUUCCCAGUGCUGGUUCCAUUCCACAGUCUCGAUGUCAACAUGCUCGUGAGAAUAUUGACGGAGCCUCGCAAUGCCCUCGUGCCGCAGUAUCGUGCGCUGCUGGGAAUGGAUCAGGUGGAGUUGUCCUUCACGAAUGACGCUCUGCAGGCCAUCGCUGACCUGGCAAUGGAGCGCCAAACGGGCGCUCGUGGACUGCGAGCAAUUAUGGAGAAUCUGCUGCUCGAGCCGAUGUUUGAAGUGCCGGCGUCAGACGUGAAGGAGGUGCUGAUCGACGAGAAGUGCGUCCGCGGCAACUCAACGCCGCACUACGUUCGCAGUGCGAGUCCCGUGAGCUCGAAUUCGCCCAAGGACACCUCGCUCAGUCCCACGACGAAUCCCGAGGAGGAGGAGAGUACAAAAGUGCGCAUCCAGCAAUAACAAUCAGCCACAGAGCGCUGAAGGCCAUACAGAAAAGAGCUGCUGCUGCGAAAGAGUUUUUCAAUGACCUGCAACUUUCCGAUGAUUUCGAUUUUCUCUCAGCAAAAGUAUAAUUAUGGAAUAAUACAAGAUACAAUUUUAGGGGGUGUCAAAAUAUGAGAAAUUGCAAAAGAAAAAUAAACACACAAAAAAAGCGCUAAUAUAGACAAUGUGGGGGAAAUGAAGAGCAUAUUUAACUGGAAGAUCGCACGAAUAUACGCCGUUCGGAUGACGAUUUUAGGACAAAAAUAAAUGUGUUGAUUUUCACAAGAUUUAUUUUUAUUAAAAUUUCAAUGAACAUAUAGAGAA
Messenger RNA from Phlebotomus argentipes, 2529 nucleotides. It is a transcript of the gene ClpX, whose product is annotated as ATP-dependent Clp protease ATP-binding subunit clpX-like, mitochondrial. The record is from RefSeq and is a predicted model, not a curated record. The coding region runs from base 385 to 2181 and encodes 598 amino acids. Lineage: Eukaryota; Metazoa; Arthropoda; Insecta; Diptera; Psychodidae. Gene Ontology annotation, biological process: protein catabolic process; proteolysis; protein folding. Gene Ontology annotation, molecular function: zinc ion binding; protein dimerization activity; ATP-dependent protein folding chaperone. Gene Ontology annotation, cellular component: mitochondrial matrix. The transcript has 5 exons.